AUGAGCGAGACACAGGAUCCGACAGAGAUGGCUAGCACAAUCGAUAAUGAUGAAUCCGAUUCCGAUUCGGACAUCUCGAUGUCUGCCGAGACAGAUGACGAGGAAGAUAAUGACCGCCUGCGAUCCAUAAUAGUGGUGAAUCCAGAUCCAGCAGUUGCGACACCGGACCAUGCUGAGAAUACCUCUAAAAAGCGAAAGUUCUCUGAAUCCUCUGGCCAUUCAAACAAACAACCCAGAAAUGGGAUGAUUGACGAGGUACGGAAACGUCUUAAGCCAGAUGACGCGGUACAGAACCAUUGGAUAGAAGGAAAAUUGCGCAAGGACAAGUCUCUUUUACCGGCUGAGAUAUGGCACCAUAUAUUCACUUUCUGCCCUGCCAUCAGUCUGUGCCGCUUGAUGCGAGUCAACAGAACUUUCAAUAUGUACCUUGAUCCUGUCCCGUAUCCACCUUUGGUACCAUUAUCCAAAUCCGCUUUAUGGCUAUUGUCUCCAGACAAUAUAUGGCGUUGUUCUAGGCAAUUCAUAAACAUACAUGGCCUGCCAACUCCUCUGUUAGGCAAGUCAGAAUUGGAAAUGUGGAGGAUGGCCUGCGGUUCGCUGUGCCAAUUCUGUGGAAAAGCCAGGCAACCGAACUUGGUUGUAGACCAAUGGCAUCCUGGCCCAGGAGAAAAAGGAGUUGUUCCAGUGUGGGCAUUUGGCAUUCGUACUUGUGGUCCUUGCCUUUUGAAGUACUCGAUAAAAGAAAUUGAUCUCCUCCUCUCAUCUACGAUUCCGUCGCCUUUGAUGGCAGCUUUACCAUUCAUAUUUCUUACCAAUGAGCUCCACGUACUCUCCUCGGCUGCCCUUCAAACUGGGCAGCAUCCGUCAUCCUUACAGAUAACCAAGCACUUUUACAACUUCCAGGUGGAAGAAAUCAAGAAAGAAUUUGAAGACGUCAAAGCGAUGGGAACCGCUACAGCGGAGGAGUGGCUCAAGGGCUUGGAAGGUCGAGGAAGAGAACGAAGAAAUGAUGCAACUCGAUGGGAAAAAUGGGAGUCAAGCGGUGGAGUUGCACGAAUGCUUGCCUUAGGGAAACAGACUCCGAAACCUACAAAUACUGUCUCUGCACCGCCUACUUCGACUUUGACGAGACCCACAAACGGCACUCUCCCACCUCAUCCAGGCAAUAACCCUCUUUUUGCAUCUAAUCAACCAUCUCAGCCACCGGUUCCCACUCAAAAUGGAUUUGCAACAAAUCCACCUCCUCGUUUCGAUUCACCGGCACAAAAUGGGUUUGCGCAAUAUGCUCCCCGUCCUCUACUUCCAACUAAGCACGAGAGAACCAAAGAAGAAGUGGCUGAACUGAAAGCAGCACGCAGAGCCGAAAUCGAAAGACGAUGUCUGUUGCUCGACCCUCCCAUUACAGCGGGGGUACUGGCACAUAUGCCAUCUUUUCAAGCUGCAAUCCAAAUUAUCCAACCCUUGGUUGAUAGUUCCUGGGAAGUAUUGAAGCCGAGACUAAUAUCCCAAAGGGAUGACGCCGAGCAGCGCGAGAAUGAUCGACUCGCUCAGACCCGAGUGGUUCAAGAGCGUUUUGAUGAACGGCGUUUCCAGGAUGUGCAAUCUAGAUCGGUCUCUAAGGACCUUGCUGAGCGAGAAUGGGAUGACAUGCAGGCCCCCUUGCGAGCCCGGAUUGGUGGUUAUGCCGAUGAGAUUCUCCGUGAUGGCUGGAAUGGAGGUGACAAAGUAUCCUACGAGACAAGCCCCCUUUUCGCUGCAGAAGUUUUAAUUUAUGUCCGGAAGAGGUUCUAUGCAGAGGUUGCCAAGGACGAAGCUGCGAUCCGUGCAACUGGAAGAGAACCAGAACUCGAUCCACCAAAUGGCCCUUUCACACGGAAGCUCAUAUUGGAAAAUAUGAAAUGGGUAUUUGACACCAAGAUCAAACCAUACACAGAGCCAUACCGUAAGGAACUUUUUCUUUGCAGUGCCUGCGAGUAUGCCAACAAGUAUUAUGGCUUUGAAGGUGUUAUCCAACACUUCGCAGCCAAGCAUACCAGUGCCCUCAGUGUUGGAAGUGUUGUUGUCCAUUGGAAGUCUGAAUGGCCUGAAUACCCUCCUUUCAAUCCGGAUCCUGACAAUACUGUCAAGCCAUACUACCCCGCUGCACAAAGCACCACUGUUCCUUACUCGAAUAGUGGCCCUACUACACAGCAGAAUUAUGGAUAUGGUGGGUACCCUGUUCCAGUCUCUACACCUAUUCCGGGCCCAAAUCCACAUGUCUACCAAGAGAGUCCAGGACCGUACUAUGGCCAUCCACAAUUUGGUGAUCAAUAUUCAGGCCCUCAAAAUGGACCAUAUGCCCCACCACCUCAGCCAUAUCAGGAUCCGUCUCAGGGCUUUCAACCUCAACAAUACUCUGUUGCACCGCAUGCGCCCACGAUCGCCGGGUACAAUGAUACUCCUCAAGAUUAUCCCCAGACUGGGUAUGGAGCAUCAGGACCACCGUAUCAGCCCCCUCAAGAUGUUUAUGCGAAUCAAGGACAGCAAUAUCCCCCACCAGCCUCGGAGAUGUCCGCACAGCAAGCUUCUUACCACCCAUCAACACAGUAUGGAUCAGUAUACAACCAAGCUCCGUCAUUUCCUCCUAGCAAUCUUCCUCCACCUCAGAAGACCGAGCAGUACAUCGCACAACUCCAGGAUCUUGCACGGAACGCUCGUGACAUAUGGAAUUCCAUUGGAAGCAUCAAAGAGGUCCCAGGAAGUCUUAAGGUGUAUACCAUCAUCUAUCAUGUCUUAAAGCGCUUCCGGGAAAAUUACCAGGAAGACCCUCCGCUUUCGAUGAUGGUUGAAGGCUUGUCUAGCAAUAAAGAUAUGCGACCAGUCCGCAAUGUCAACGGAUUGUUGUGCAAAGCAUGCACGUUGGGUAUGGCUGGAUCCCUGUCAGGUCCGCAAAAAAAGCAUUAUUCUUUUCCUCAACUCGUGAAUCACUUCCAUACGACUCAUGAUCUUGGUCUCUCCCAGAAUUACAGCUCACCUCUUGAUUGGACCAGAGAUAUGGUUGAUCUACCAGACAUGGCUAAACUAGCGGCAGUCGUCAACGCACCAGGCAUGGAUGAUCAGAAGCUCACACUCUUCACGGAAGCAGUCCCUGAAAUUAUUCCGGCUCCUCAAUCCUCUUCCAGUGGCUUCCAUCAUGAGGCACAUCAGCAGUAUGGACCAUAUACUCCUCAAUUUGACCAUCCAAAGCUUGCGCCGUCUCAGGACAAUCAUGACAAGUACUAUGCUGUUAUGGACAAUGAAAAGCCUUUGGAUUCCACAAGUGCCACUUUCGACAGCGAGGAAUAUGACCCAAGGCGCCCGAGUGAUCUACCAGUAGAUCCUCGACCGCUUCCCAAGUCCACUCGAAGGGAUCGACGUCCUAGAAAGCAAAGUGGUGCCCAAGACGUUCUACCAGGUUACCAAUAUGACGAGCGUUAUGAAGACCGAGCUCCCGAAGAGCCGUACAAUGGUCGGCCUGAGCGAUUAUACUCUGACAGGCGGACAUCUCCUUCUCGAAUGAUCCCGGCUGCCGAGUAUGGCCAUGUCGUUGUGCGUGAGGAGCAGCAACUAUCCGGUCGACGCAUCCAGUACCAAGAAAUGCCUGCAAAUUUCGAGUACCGAGUCCGACGCAAUCCUGUACCUGCGUAUAACAAUACAGAGACUGUACAUUCCGAAAGUCAGCACAGAACUGCCAAUUCAAGAUCCUACCACCUGAACGGACAUGCACAGCCACCAGUGGUCAUGUAUGAGAGUGAGGCGCGAGAUCGCCCACGGUCCAUUGACGAAGCUACCGCCCAACAAAGUCGAAUCUAUGAGGUUGUGGCGCAAAUCUCACAACAAGCCCAGCAAGCAAGAGAUCAACAUUCGGCCAAAGAGGACCUUGCUGACGCUGGAUCCGAAGAUGGCGAGGUGCAGGCUGAACAGGAACUAAAGGCUCCAGCUCCCUCACUUCUCCCUCUUGACGAAGCGAGCAACGCAGCUCAACGCUUUCUGGACAACUUCCGCCCAGGCGAGACGUUAUCCGAGGUUUCAGUCACAAAGGCAAGCGAGCAUGAUAGUGACGCAAGAAUGUACCGGGUACCAGUUGAAUCCCAACACCGGCCGCGCGCAGAGUAUGAGGGAGACGAUCGAAGCUUUGUAAGUACCAGGCGUCCUGUCAACCCUGAACUUGACGAUACGCCUCCCCAUGGAUACAUCAUUCAUGAUCGUCUCCCUGUGUCACGACCAACACAAGCAUAUGCAUACGAGGAGAGAUACGUUGGUUCUGUUUCCGAGCAAGGCGGGCCAAGAGACAGAUCACCUGAAUUAGUUGAUCGCCGGUACAAGUUGAAUAAUGUUGUCUACCGAGAUGAGAGACAAGACAGCCAGGGAAAUUAUCGAACACCCAGCAGAUAUGCUAGGUAUGAGAGUGUCAGACUCGAAAACGACCGCGCACGUUCGAGGUCGCCAGUAUACGUGAAGGUGGGCACACAUGCGGGCCAUUAUCGAGAAUUGAGCCCUGGUCCUCAUCCUGCUCACUCCUUACGCCAAGAGCCCAUCUACCGCUCACGUACCCCACUACAAGGUGUCGACGAACGCGAACUCAAACGGGCCCCUCGCCAGGAGUACUACCGUGUCUACGCAGAUGAGCCUCGACCACGCGAGCCUCAAUAUGCCGAAGCUUUCGAGUAUGUCCGUGUUUCUGAUCCAGCAGGCGAUUAUAUGAUCCGAAGACCUGUCCGCCGGGAACCAGAGCCGAUUUAUGCCACCUAUGAAGACGACGUCUAUGCCCGCCAACCGGUGUAUGAGAGUCGUGCACCUGCACCUCGAGCUGCAGAGCCUACGUUUUAUGAGGAAGAGUACGAUCCUCGUCAUCCUGCACCUCCGCCGCCUCCUGCCCGCCAAGUUAGGUACCAGUAG
This is a messenger RNA of Cadophora gregata, 4917 nucleotides long. RefSeq lists its product as uncharacterized. NCBI's taxonomy places the organism in Eukaryota, Fungi, Ascomycota, Leotiomycetes, Helotiales, Ploettnerulaceae. The record is from RefSeq and is a predicted model, not a curated record. The transcript has 3 exons. Gene Ontology annotation, molecular function: protein binding. The coding region runs from base 1 to 4917 and encodes 1638 amino acids.